UUGCUAGAAAGGCCCGGGACUUGGCCAGGCUUUUUAGGGGAGGACUUAAAUACUGGAUGCACCUUCCUGUCCUGCUUUUCUCUACCCCGAGGGGAAAGAAAAUCGCCUUUCGGAUUUCCCAAUUCUAUUUCUUGCAAGGUGCAACUGAUCCCAUGCAAGAGGUUGUUGCAAAAAAGACAACCCAUUGUCACUCCUUAAGGAUGUCAUCUGAUUGAGCACUUCGUAAAACAACUUCUCCUUACAUCCUGGAUAAAAACCCAAUGGCAACCGGUCUCUUUUGCUGACAAUAUUACAGAGGGAAAAGGACGAAUCCAAGAAGACAUCAGUUCCUACAAUUUUACAGGACUCUACCCAAAUUUGUGUCUCGUUGAGAGUGUAAAUGGCUGCCGAGGAAGGUUCUAAAAGGUCCACGCCUGGGCACCCGAGGGUCAAAAUGGAAGACCACGACCCCACGGGCCCCAAAAUAGCAGAAGGGGCAGAAAGGGCCAGGAAAUCGCCUCGCGUCCUUCAAGUCGGGACCAUCAGGGAGUUCCUCAACUGGGCUGCACCUCUCCAAGUCAAGGAGGAACCCGAAGAAGGCUUGCCCGAACGCUGGGAAUCCCAGUGGCAGGAGUUCCUCGCCGCCAUGCAGUCCUCCCAUCUCGGGUGGGGAAGCUCACCGCUGACCGAAGACGUGGUGCCAUGGGGGGACAACAAGGCCUUUUUUGCCUCCUUCGAGCGCCUGGCCGGGACUUGCAAGCUUCCCCGGCGCGAGUGGUUGGCCCGCCUCUUGCCCGUGUUGAGCCGAGAGGCCAAGGAGGCCUACAGCAACCUUAGUGUCCGAGACCGCGGGGAAUACGGCAAGGUCAAGGCAGCCAUCCUGAAAGUGGACGCCAUCCGGAUGGAGACCCAGCGCCAGCGCUUCCGGCAGUUCCGCUUCCACGAGGCCAAGGGGCCCCGGGAAGUGUGCAGCCAGCUGCGGGAGCUCUGCCGGGGGUGGCUCAAGCCGGAGAAGCACACCAAGGAGCAGAUCUUGGACCUCCUCGUCCUGGAGCAGUUCCUGACCCUCCUCCCGCACGAAAUCCAGAGCUGGGUCAGGGAGCACGACCCGGAGACCUGCGCCCAAGCGGUGCCCCUGGCAGAAGCAUUCCUGCUGAAGCGCCGGGAAACAGAAAGGAAGGAAAGACAGACACUGGAAGCCCGGCUUGUGAGCAGGCCUGAGUCGAGAGCACCUCCCUUUGGCGCUGGGCUGAAACGGAUCUGCAGAGAGGUGAAGCAAGAAAGCAUAAGAGUUCUGGAUUCAAGUGACUCCGGUAGCGACUAUGGGGAGAAGAAGGCAAUCCGUAGCACAGAGAAUGGUCUGAAAAGUCCUGGCAGAGUUCAGCUGAGUCCAAGGAGCUUCCUCCAGAUUCCUGAGGCGAGGAAAAUGUUCCAUCAGGGCCAGGCCCUCAUUAAACACCCGAGGGUCCACACAACUGAGAGUCCCCAUCAGUGUCCUGAUUGUGGCAAGCACUUCACCCAACGCUCGAGCCUCACUAUUCACCGGAGAAUCCACACUGGGGAGAAGCCGUACCCUUGCCCUCAGUGUGGAAAGUGUUUCCGCCAGAGCUCCAACCUUCUCAAACACCAGAGAAUCCACUCGGGCGAGAAGCCGCACCAGUGUCCUGAGUGUGGGAAAUGUUUUGCGCAGCGCUCGAACCUCCUCAUCCACCAGAGGACCCACACGGGAGAGAUGCCCUACGUGUGCUCUGAGUGCGGGGCUUGUUUUAGCCAACACCGCGGUCUGGUCACUCACCAGCGGAUCCACAUGGAGGAGAUGCCGUACGGCUACGGCUGCCCAGAUUGCGGCAAAUGCUUCCAGCAGAAUUCAGAUCUCACAAAGCACUUGCGUGUCCACACGGGCGAGAAGCCGUACAGCUGCCCCGAAUGCGGCAAAAGCUUUAGUUACAGCUCCAACCUCAGCAAACACCAAAGGAUUCACACGGGUGAGAAGCCGUACCUCUGCAACGUGUGCGGGAAGAGCUUCAGCCACUUGUCCACUCGCAACACGCACCAGAGGGUCCACACGGGGGAGAGGCCCUACGGCUGCACCGAGUGCGGGAAGCGCUUCAUUUCCAGCUCCAAGCUCACGAGACACAUGCGGACUCACUCGAUUUACACCCCGUACAUCUGCAACGAAUGCGGGAGGAGCUUCAGUACUCACUCCACCCUGACGGCGCAUCAGAGGAUCCACUCGGCUGAGAGCUACGGGGUGGGCGAUUCGUGGGAGGUGGCCGAACAGGGUCCGAGCAGCCGCCUGGGCAGGUUGUCGCCGCUGUGAUGGACGCCUGUUCUGUUCCUUAUGAUUUAGUCUGUCCCGGUCGUAUAUAGGUCCCUUGUGAUGCUUAGAGGAAGGGUGCCAGGUCCCUAAAGUCUUGGAAACUGGAGGCCUGAAGUGUGCAGGCAGGAGGUGAGAAGAAGGGAAGGAUGGUAUAGGAUUAGCUUGGUGGUUUUGGAAAAUAGAGGUAGGCUGGGGAAAACAGAAAUAAUAGGAUAGCGAGAGGGAUGGAAUCAAGGUUUCAGGCUUGUAUUGCCAGUUAGUUUUAGAAGGCAAAACCUAGUGCAGAAUAGAGGUUCUUGUAUUUUAUCACAAGCGGCCUCAAGACCAGCUGUUUUUAGCCUCUUUGUAGUAAUGCAUGUACCACUGAAAUGUAGCAGUGUGAGAACUAAAUAGAGCCUCCAGCUUCAGUAACAGUAUACCUCUGACUUCCCGUGGCUUGACAUAAGCGGCAGAUGAAGGCGAUGGCCGAUCUCUGAUCUAGCUCUGUCUGAUGCUGGAUUGGUGGUGGAUUUUUUAAAGUCCACGUGGCCAGAGGUGAAUGUGUUAGUCCAUCAGGAGAUAUUUUAUGCUGUUGGGCAAUACUUUUCCUGGGAGCAACCAAAGUCUCACAAGCAGUGAGCAAGCUUUUGAAUUCUUCAAAAUGUUAUUCAUUAGCCUGGGUGUUAAGCAAAGCACAAGGUAGGAGAAAAAAAAAAGAAAACCCUCAAAAGAGCUAAUGCAAAAAAGAAGAAGAAAAGUUGUGUAUUUUAGCCAUAGAAUUUGGAUUUAGACUGAAGCGUGAAGGUAGGUACCUGUCUGCAUUUUAGAAGCAAAAUGAUUCAGUUCCUGAUCCCUUUUCUUGGGUUGGUUCAAGGGAAUGGAUUAGACCUCUCUAACAGAGUUCCAAUUAUAAUAACUGCAGAGCGUAUAACUAUUGUUUCACUUAACACACAUAUGGGGCAAAAUGGUUUUUCUAGUAAUUUGUUAGGUCCUGUAGACGAUUCUAUGGUAUGGCUCCCUUGGACGUUCUCAUACAAUCACCUUGGAGGGCCUCGCUAAUGGCACCAUGGUGUCAUUUAAUGGUGUUCAGUUGUAUCUGUGAUAUAAGUUACUACAAUCUGGUCUGAGACACCCCACCCCACAAUGGAUACGGGGAUCUUAUCAUAUGUUACCAAAACAACAGACAGACAGCAUAGUAUAAUAAUUAAAUAAGAUGUGGUUUUAAUGUUAGACUACAAUUCUAGGGCACCAAGGUUUGACAUGGAAAGCCAUUGGGUCAACCUGAGCAAGAGAAAGUGAAUGGCAAAUCUCUUGCCCAGAAAAUCCUAUGAAAGGCUUACCUUAGACUUCCAAAAAGAUGGAAAUUAAUUUAAGGCAUAUGACAUCAACACCAAACUACAAAUCCCAGGAGUCCAUAGGAUGGACCCAUGACAGUCUGAAUGGCAUUCAGCUUGAUACAUACCUGUAUAGUGUAGACCAGGCAUGGGCAAACCUGGGCUCUCCGGGUGUUUUGGACUUCAACCCCCCACAAUUCCUAACAGCCGGUAGGCUGUUAGGAAUUGUGGGAGUUGAAGUCCAAAACACCCGGAGGGCCAAAGUUUGCCCAUGCCUGGUGUGAAAUACUCAAAAUAGAGGAGAAGCCUUAAAAAUAACAAGUGAAGAUCACUGUGAGUAACUCUAAAGCAAUGUGCUUUGAGCAAAGACAACUCCUCAAUCCGCCUUAUAUAUGAUGUUAAGAUCUAAGCUGGCAGCAAUUGACUACGGUCCCAUCUACACUUCCAUUUAAUAUCAUUUUUAAUUGCAUUAUGUGACAGGGUAGAUGGGGCCUAAGAAAAUGAUCCCAAGGUUGUGCUGGACAAUUUAGUGCUAUUCUCAAACAAACACACACAAAUGGGUAAAGGCAGAUUUUGUAUUGGGAUUCAUAAAGAAUACAUUUAAAAAAUAAAAUGGCCAAUGUCAUAAUGGCUUUGCACCAGGACUUCCCAACCAGGAGUCCACAAAACAUUAAAAAUGCGAUGAUAGGUUGUCGAAGGCUUUCAUGGCCGGAAUCACUGAGUUGCUGUGAGUUUUCCAGGCUGUAUGGCCAUAUUCCAGAAGCAUUCUCUCCUGACAUUUUGCCCACAUUCCUGGCAGGCAUCCUCAGUGGUUGUGAGGUCUGUUGGAAACUAGGCAAGUGGGGUUUAUAUAUCUGUGGCAUAAUGUCCAGGGUGGGAGAAAGAACUCUUGUCUGUUUGAGGCAAGUGUUGCAAUUGAUCACCUUGAUUUGCAUUGAAUAGCCUUGCAGCUUCAAAGCCUGGCAGCAGACGGGUGACUUAUCUUGCAUAUUCAGUCCACCUUUUGGUGCUGAAUUGCAGUUUUACACUCUUUUAUCUGACAGACUUUCCUUUUACCGUGAUUUUCUCCAAAUUGGAAGUAUCCGUAUUACAGAUAGUAUGAUCAUUUAUUUGGUUUGUUUAUUUGGUAAGAACUUUAAUCAAAUUUACAGAAUUCUUUGUAAAUGAAGUGGAAGGAAUUUGUGAUUUUGGAAAGGGGUAAAAAAAUGCUAAAGAAAGCAAUAUAGACAGCUUGUCCGUCUUUAAGAGGUUAUAUUUUUUUCCCCAAAGGCUGGGCUCUGUAGUCACAGUGUCUGGGCGAAGGCUAGGAUUGUGUAUCCUUUUGGUGCUUUGAAAAUCAAUUCUGUGUCACAAGAAAAGUUGGAUUUGGGCAUUGUAUAUAUAGAUAUAAACUGUUCAAAGUA
Molecule: messenger RNA, 5015 nt
Organism: Anolis carolinensis (green anole)
Lineage: Eukaryota; Metazoa; Chordata; Lepidosauria; Squamata; Anolidae
Product: zinc finger and SCAN domain-containing protein 21-like
Exons: 4
Coding region: 380-2299 (639 amino acids)
Biological process (GO): regulation of transcription by RNA polymerase II
Cellular component (GO): transcription regulator complex; chromatin; PcG protein complex
Molecular function (GO): RNA polymerase II cis-regulatory region sequence-specific DNA binding; DNA-binding transcription factor activity, RNA polymerase II-specific
Source: RefSeq, a predicted model, not a curated record